AUGGUGGUGGAUACUCGAAAUGUUGUCUUCUUUACUGUCUUCUUCUUUGUUGUACAUUACCUUCUUAUCAGGUGGCGUGAGAAGAUUCGUAAUUCUACACCUAUUCAUGUUGUCACUGUGUCCGAGAUGGCUGCCAUUAUCACAUUUGUUGGAUCUUGUAUCUAUCUUCUUCUUUACUUCGGCACUACCCUCGUUCACCACACACACUUUUCAGACGACGAGGAAGCAGAAGAAACAAAAAACCAUGCUUCCAUCGGUUGCAAAUUUGAUGUGUUGUUAACACAUGCUGAAAAGAAAGAAGCAACCACCGGAGAGGAUGAGGAGGUGAUUCAAGCGGUGGUUUCAGGUAAAACACCGUCUUACUUACUUGAAUCAAAGCUUGGAGACUGCAAGCGUGCUGUUUUCAUCAGAAGAGUGGCGUUAGAGAGAAUCACCGGAAAGUCUCUGGAAGGUUUGCCGCUAGAUGGGUUUGAUUAUGAAUCGAUAUUAGGACAAUGUUGUGAGAUGCCGGUAGGUUAUGUCCAAAUUCCGGUGGGUAUCGCCGGCCCUUUGUUGUUGGACGGAAUGGAGUUCUCCGUCCCCAUGGCCACCACCGAAGGGUGUCUUGUGGCUAGCACGAAUCGCGGUUGCAAGGCUAUUUAUGUAUCCGGUGGAGCCACUAGCGUGUUACUUAAAGAUGGCAUGACUCGAGCUCCAAUCGUAAGGUUUGGCACUGCGAAGCGGGCUGCUGAUUUGAAGUUCUUCUUAGAAGAACCACUCAACUUCCAGAAUCUAGCUUCGGUCUUCGACAGAUCAAGUCGAUUUGCGAAGCUUCAGAAAAUCCAAUGUGCGAUUGCCGGGAGAAAUCUAUACAUAAGGUUUACUUGCAGCACCGGUGAUGCAAUGGGCAUGAACAUGGUUUCUAAAGGUGUUGAAAACGUUUUAGAGUAUCUCCAGGCUAACUUCCCGGAUAUGGACGUGAUUGGCAUCUCCGGGAACUAUUGUUCCGAUAAGAAACCGGCAGCGGUGAACUGGAUAGAAGGAAGAGGAAAAUCUGUGGUGUGUGAGGCAAUUAUAAAAGAAGAUGUGGUGAAGAAGGUAUUAAAGACGACCGUAGCUUCGUUGGUAGAACUGAACAUGCUCAAGAACCUCACCGGAUCCGCCAUGGCCGGAGCUCUUGGUGGGUUCAAUGCCCAUGCUAGUAACAUUGUGUCAGCGGUGUUCCUUGCAACCGGACAAGAUCCAGCUCAGAAUAUCGAGAGCUCGCACUGUAUCACCAUGAUGGAAGCUGUGAAUGGUGGCCGAGAUCUUCAUGUGUCGGUGACCAUGCCGUCGAUCGAAGUUGGGACUGUCGGUGGUGGAACACAAUUAGCUUCACAAUCAGCUUGUUUAAACUUGUUGGGAGUAAAAGGUGCAAACAAAGAAUGGGCUGGAUCAAAUGCACGUCAGUUGGCUAAGGUGGUUGCUGCCGCCGUUCUCGCCGGAGAGUUGUCUCUAAUGUCUGCAAUCGCGGCGGGGCAGCUUGUGAAGAGCCACAUGAAGUAUAAUCGCUCGAAUAAAGAUAUUUCUGCUAAAUUUUAA
Molecule: messenger RNA, 1560 nt
Organism: Lactuca virosa
Lineage: Eukaryota; Viridiplantae; Streptophyta; Magnoliopsida; Asterales; Asteraceae
Source: the annotation of a GenBank genome assembly